AUGUCCGCUGACAUUCCCACAAAGUUCACCGGCCAUGCCGCCAUGGGCCCUCAGGACGAGAAGAGCUUCGCUCUUGAGGAGCACGCCUACACGCCGCGCAAGUUUGACGACGACGACAUUAUCAUCAAGAUCGAGUGCUGUGGUAUUUGCGGCACCGACGUGCACGUCAUCACCUGCGGCUGGGAGAAGCACGACCGCUUCCCCGCCAUUGUGGGCCACGAGAUCGUUGGCCGCGUUGUCAAGGCCGGUCCCAAGUCUGGACACAAGGUCGGCGACCGCGUCGGCUACGGCGCCGAGUGCGGCUCCUGCCGUGAGUGCGGCAACUGCAAGAACAACCUCGAGAACUACUGCCUCAAGGGCAACCGUGGCACUUACCAGGGCAAGACAAACGACUCGGUUCAGCCCUACACCCAGGGUGGCUACGCCGACUACUACCAGGCUUCGGGACACUUCGCUAUCCCUAUCCCCGAUGAGCUCGACAGCGCCGUCGCUGCGCCCAUGCUCUGCGCUGGCGUGACCGUCUACUCUCCCCUCAAGCGCUGGGGCGCCGGCCCGGGCAAGAAGGUUGGCAUUGUCGGCAUCGGCGGCCUGGGCCACCUCGGCGUCCAGUUUGCCGCCGCCCUUGGCGCUGACACGUACGCUAUCUCGCACUCCAACUCCAAGAAGGAGGAUGCUAUCAAGCUUGGCGCCAAGGGCUUCGUCGCGACUGCGGACAAGGAGGCCGCUCUCGCCGAGCACGGCAACUCGUUUGACAUCAUCAUCGUCACUUCCUACCAGGAGGACAUGCCGCUCUCCGAGUUCUACCUCCCGCUCCUCAAGAUCGGAGGCAACAUGGUCAUUGUCGGACUCCCCAACUCCGGCCUCCCCAAGGUUCCCAGCCGCCCGCUCUUCGGCAAGUCCCUCUCUGGCUCGCUCAUUGGCUCGCCUGCUGAGCUGCGUGACAUGUUCAAGCUGGCCGUUGAGAAGGGUGUCAAGACCUGGAUCGAGACCCGCCCCAUGAAGGAGGCCAACAAGGCUCUCAACGACUUCGCCGCCGGCAAGCCCCGCUACCGCUACGUUCUCGUCAACGAGAACUAG
Molecule: messenger RNA, 1077 nt
Organism: Cutaneotrichosporon oleaginosum
Lineage: Eukaryota; Fungi; Basidiomycota; Tremellomycetes; Trichosporonales; Trichosporonaceae
Biological process (GO): alcohol metabolic process
Molecular function (GO): zinc ion binding; alcohol dehydrogenase (NADP+) activity
Source: RefSeq, a predicted model, not a curated record